UGCCACGUUGGAAAACCUCUUCUUGCCUUACUUUUAAAUGUGCACCAUAUGUGGCUAGCUUUACAUUGUCAUCUAUAUAUCUAAUCUAUUAAGCCAAUAAUGUCUAAUAUUAUAUUUAUUUCAUUAUUGGUUGCUAUGACAGCCGUUGUUGUUAAUUGUGAAGAUGGAGGGCUUAAAGUUGAAGUGGUUCAUGCCGUAGAAAAAUGUGAAAGAAAAUCGAAAAACCUUGAUCGUGUGACCAUGCAUUAUACAGGAUUCCUUGAAAAUGGUACACAGUUCGACAGCAGUCUAGAAAGGAAUCAGCCGUUCGAAUUUCAGCUUGGUAUCGGUCAAGUCAUCCCAGGUUUGGAAGAAGGGCUCCGGGACAUGUGCCCUGGGGAGAAAAGAAAACUGACAAUUCCUCCUUACCUUGCCUAUGGAGGUAAAGGAGCAGCUGACGUAAUUCCCCCAGAUGCUACACUGUUAUUUGUGGUCGAGCUUGUGCAUACAGCUGACGGUCCAGUACCACCAAGUGUUUUCAAGCAGGUAGACAAAGAUGGGGAUAAAGUUUUAACACAAGAGGAGGUAUCCGACUAUUUAGUCGCACAAGAUGAGGAACAUGGACAGCCGACCGACAAAGAUUCCAAGGAUUUCAAGGAGAGGAUACAGGCAAUAUUUGACCACGAGGAUAAGGACAAAGAUGGAGUUAUCUCCCAUAAUGAAUUUAGCGGACCUAAACAUGACGAGUUGUAAUACUUGAUGAUAGCAGUGCUUUUUUCAAUUUCUAUUUUCAUAACUUGCAUGCUUUUUAUACUACAAAACAUAAACAUUUGAGAAAUCAACUUUUUUCAUCUUUUAAUAAGCUAUUUCGUCGGGGACAAAAAAACCACAUUUUAAAACAUUUUUGGUGGCCGAAGAUAUUUAUUUAAAGAUUGUACAGUUUUUAUGUUGAAAAUGUGAUAUGAUAUUGGUUAGCAGAUUUUUCCAAAAUAAAACGAAAAUAC
Messenger RNA from Mercenaria mercenaria, 983 nucleotides. RefSeq lists its product as uncharacterized. Lineage: Eukaryota; Metazoa; Mollusca; Bivalvia; Venerida; Veneridae. The record is from RefSeq and is a predicted model, not a curated record. Gene Ontology annotation, molecular function: calcium ion binding; peptidyl-prolyl cis-trans isomerase activity. The transcript has 4 exons. The coding region runs from base 100 to 732 and encodes 210 amino acids.